UCUGCUGCUGAAGGUUUCCUGACUCCUGAUUUCUACCCACCCUCGGACUCAGGAAGGCUGGGCCCAUUUCCCAUGGGGAUGGAGGUGAGAUAUUGAAUAGGGAGAGGAAACUGAAGACCUCUAAAAGUUCCCAGUUGUCCUCAUGCAGCAUUCUAAAAUUUCAGGGGCUGAGGUAAGACCCCAUUCCCCAGAUGGGCAAAACCAAGGCUCAGAGGUUCAAGGUUGCUUGACACAGGGUAGCCUGGGAAUCGGUUCUCAGCUGACUGUCUCCUCUGCCUGCACCCUUCAGGAUCCCCUGGAUACUCGCCUCUAUGCAGAACCCUCCCUGCAACAGGCAGGAUCCUGGAGAGUUUCUGGGCUCCCCUCAGGACCCCCACAGUUGCUCCCAUGCACGGGACCAUCCCUGGAUACAGCUCGAGCUCAGAUGCUGGCCUUGGGGCCCCAACAGCUGCUGGCCCAGGAUGAGGAGGGAGACACGCUCCUCCACCUGUUUGCAGCUCGAGGACUUCGCUGGGCAGCUUAUGCUGCAGCUGAGGUGCUGCAGAUGUACAGACGUCUGGAUAUUCGUGAACAUAAGGGCAAGACCCCUCUCCUGGUGGCUGCUGCCGCCAAUCAACCACUGAUUGUGGAGGAUCUGUUGAACUUGGGCGCAGAGCCUAAUGCCACUGAUCAUCAGGGACGUUCUGUCUUGCACAUGGCUGCUACCUACGGGCUCCCAGGUGUCCUUUCGGCUGUGUUUAAAUCAGGCAUUCAGGUCAACCUGGAAGUCAGAGACUUUGAAGGCCUCACCCCGCUCCACACAGCCAUCCUGGCCCUCAAUGCUGCUAUGCAUCCGCCCAGCCUCUGUCCUCGGAUGCUGAGUACCCAAGCCCGGGACAGACUGGCCUGCGUCCAGUUGUUGUUGCACAUGGGUGCAGAUCAUGCCAGCCAGGAGAUCAAGAGCAACAAGACAGUUCUACACUUGGCUGUGCAGGCUGCCAACCCUACCCUGGUUCAGUUGCUGCUGGAACUGCCCCGGGGGGACCUGCGGACCUUUGUCAACAUGAAGGCCCACGGGAACACAGCACUCCACAUGGCAGCGGCCCUGCCCCCUGGACCUCUCCAGGAGUCCAUCGUACGGCACCUGUUGGCAGCUGGGGCAGACCCAACGCUGCGCAACCUGGAGAAUGAGCAGCCCAUCCACCUGCUGCGACCUGGGCCGGGCCCUGACGGGCUCCGGCAGCUGUUGAAGAGGAGCCGUGUGGCACCCCCAGGCUUGUCCUCUUAGGACUCAACUCAGACCUGGACUGAUUUUCCAGUCCCCACCGUCCUGUGGGACAGUCAGCGUAUGCUAAUGAUGCAAACUCGUGAUAUGUAUGUGGACCGUCUUGCCAUUAGGGUCUUACAUUAAAACCCCAAAAUGGCUGCUGGGGGGGUGCACAGUCCCCAAUAUUUGGGGUGGUAUACGACCCCUCCCCCACCACAAGGAUCCUUCUUGAUGAUUUCUGUGAAAUCGAGACCCCUUGAUUGUUUCUGUGAAACGCCCAGACCCCUCUAACUGCUACCCACCAGGGUCUUCCAGCGUCCUCUCCCCAGCUCAGCCCCUUGUACCCAGAAAUGAAGAUGUCAUCCCCUUUGUGGCAUUCAGGACAAUUCUAGUACCUGCCCAGUAGGGCUCCUCAAAUGGCCCCCAGCUCUCCUGAGGAGCCAUACCGCUUUUAUCUGAGGCCCUGGGAUGUAGGAAAGGCCCUCUGGGAUUUUUGUGACCUACUUUCUCCUGCUUUCUGAUUCAGAAUUCAGUGAGGUCCGCGUCACAGACCUCCACAGUCCUAGUGAACCCUUCCCCUAACCUGAGUGUCUCUGAAGCAUCUUAUUAAACUCAGUUCAAACUAGAACUG
Molecule: messenger RNA, 1877 nt
Organism: Fukomys damarensis (Damara mole-rat)
Lineage: Eukaryota; Metazoa; Chordata; Mammalia; Rodentia; Bathyergidae
Gene: Nfkbid
Product: NFKB inhibitor delta
Exons: 8
Coding region: 143-1267 (374 amino acids)
Biological process (GO): regulation of gene expression
Cellular component (GO): nucleus
Molecular function (GO): protein binding
Source: RefSeq, a predicted model, not a curated record